Messenger RNA from Raphanus sativus (radish), 1047 nucleotides. RefSeq names its product lectin-like protein At3g16530. The record is from RefSeq and is a predicted model, not a curated record. NCBI's taxonomy places the organism in Eukaryota, Viridiplantae, Streptophyta, Magnoliopsida, Brassicales, Brassicaceae. Bases 75 to 905 code for a protein of 276 amino acids. Gene Ontology annotation, molecular function: carbohydrate binding. The transcript has a single exon.
CUGAGAUCUUUCAUCAUCAAUCAAUCAAUCAAUCUUCUCUCCACUUCAGUCUAAUACAAAAAAAAACAAACACAAUGCAGAUUCACAAACUCUGUUUUAUUGCUCUGUUCUUAGCUCAAGCAGCCUUUGCCGUUAAGUUCAACUUCAAAACCUUCGAUGGAGACAACUUGAUGUUCCUCGGAGACGCAGAGCUUGGUCCUGCCUCCGACGGUAUAAACCGAUCCGGAGCCUGGUCCAUGACCCGUGACGAGAACCCAUUCUCUCACGGCAAAGGUCUCUACAUCAACCCCAUCCCUUUCAAGCCUUCCAACGACUCUGCCCCUUACUCAUUCGAAACCUCUUUCACUUUCUCCAUCACUCCUCGCACCAAACCAAACUCCGGCCAAGGCCUCGCCUUCAUCGUCGUCCCAACCGCCGAUAACUCCGGCGCCUCAGGCGGUGGAUUCCUCGGAAUGCUCAACAGAACCAACAACGGGAACGCGGAGAACCACCUCUUCGCCGUCGAGUUCGACACUUUCCAGAACAAAGAGUUCCAAGACAUUAGUGGCAACCACGUCGGGCUCAACAUCAACUCCAUGACUUCUAACGUCGCGGAGAAAGCUGGUUACUGGGUUCAGACAAGAGUCGGGAAGAGGAAAGUUUGGUCUUUUAAAGAUGUGAACCUGAGUAGCGGAGAGAGGUUCACGGCUUGGGUUGAGUUCAGAAACAAAGACAACAGGAUUACUAUUACGCUCGCGCCUGAGAACAUGAAGAAGCCUAAGAGACCUUUGAUCCAAGGUCCGAGAGAGCUCAAUGAUGUUGUUCUUCAAAACAGUUACGUCGGUUUUGCUGGUUCAAUGGGACGUGCCCCUGAGCGUCACGACAUCUGGAGCUGGUCUUUCGAAAACGCCGCCAAGAACAACUAAACCGGUUUUGGCCAUGAAUAAUUAAGGUUUACAACUUUAAACAAAUAAAAAAGCCAAAUCUGUGGCUUAUUCUGUAUUGUAUUUUUUUCAUGUUAUUUGUACGUACUCUGAGAUUAUGAAUAAAAUAAACUUUAUUUUUAAA